UGCAAGAAUGCUUACUUUUCUCUUUAAUCUUUAAUUUAUCAAGGAGGUUUUCAGUCAGAAAUGGCGAGCCAUUCCCAUUCAAUUCCAGAUCUUCUUCUACUACGGUUUCCUGAGAAAUUUUGCCUGUAUUGAUAGUUUACAUUUUCAUCCGUUUUCGUAGAAUUCUAACUUAGGAUUAGGGUUUGCCAUCAUGGAAACAUCCGGCGGAAAUUCCGAUGCUUAUUGGACCUCGCGGGCUGCCGGAACCGGUGGUGGCAUGAGGAGUUACUCGACGCAGUUUUCGGCUUCAAGCAUCAUCCAGGCACCGCUGACUGCUCUACUAGAGUAUUCCGGAUUCCUGCGGCCUCGAUCAAGCAACCAUACGGAGAGUGCGGGUUUGCUUGCUGGUGAAGCCAACGGCGGCCGGGCGGAACAUGGUUCCGCUCAGAUGGAAGGAUCUUUGAGUUCGAGUUCUGGAGGUGAAGGGGAGGUGUUGAUAAGGAUUAUUCCAUCGGGGGAUCAUGAGAACCAGACUCAUCCGUCGACCGGCGAGAAUGGUGUUUCUGAGGAUGCGAUUCCUAGGGUUUCUGGUGAUGUUGGAGUUGGAGAUGAUGGAGGGAGAGAGUAUCGCGUUCGGGAGGUUGGUGGAUCGCCAGCCUCUGCUAAUACGCAGAGCUUGGAUGAUGAUGUGAACCUUGCGGAUGCUAACAAUAGGGAGUCAUCUUACCAGAGAUAUGAUAUUCAGCAGCUUGCGAGAUGGGUUGAGCAGAUACUACCUUUCUCGUUGCUUUUGUUGGUAGUGUUCAUUCGACAGCAUUUGCAAGGAUUCUUUGUCACUAUCUGGAUUGCAGCAGUCAUGUUCAAAUCAAAUGAUAUAUUGCGGAAGCAAACUGCUUUGAAGGGGGAAAGGAGAAUGUCAGUUCUUGUUGGAAUAACAGUGGUUUUCAUGCUUCAUGUCUUUGGCGUCUACUGGUGGUAUAGGAAUGAUGAUCUCAUGAAUCCACUGGUGCUUCUUCCUCCAAAGGAAAUUCCACCAUUUUGGCAUGCUAUAUUUUUUAUUUUAGUCAAUGAUACUAUGGUUCGACAGGCAGCUAUGGUGAUCAAAUGCAUACUUCUAAUUUAUUACAAGAACAGUCGUGGUCGUAGCUACCGUAAGCAGGGUCAAAUGCUAACGCUUGUGGAAUAUUUUCUCCUCUUGUAUCGCGCGUUAUUGCCAACACCAGUUUGGUACAGAUUUUUCCUGAACAAAGAAUAUGGAAGCUUCUUUUCCUCUCUUAUCACUGGACUAUACUUGACUUUCAAGUUGACAUCUGUUGUGGAGAAGGUUCGAUCUUUCUUUGCUGCAUUGAAGGACCUGUCCUGUAAAGAGGUGCAUUAUGGCUCAAACGCAACAGCUGAACAGGUGAUUGCAGCUGGUGAUCUGUGUGCUAUAUGCCAAGAGAAGAUGCAUGUGCCCAUUCUCCUUCGCUGCAAGCACAUCUUCUGCGAAGACUGUGUUUCCGAAUGGUUUGAUAGGGAGCGCACAUGCCCGCUGUGUAGGGCUCUAGUGAAACCAACAGGCCUUCGGUCAUUCGGAGAUGGUUCUACAAGUUUGUUUUUCCAACUGUUUUAAUAUUUGUACAGUGAUGCUAUACUUUUAUUAUUUUAAACUUCAGAGGUGAAUGAAACUGUUCCAUCCCUUCCCUGCAU
Phalaenopsis equestris is the source of this 1668-nucleotide messenger RNA. RefSeq names its product RING finger and transmembrane domain-containing protein 2-like. Bases 191 to 1591 code for a protein of 466 amino acids. Lineage: Eukaryota; Viridiplantae; Streptophyta; Magnoliopsida; Asparagales; Orchidaceae. The record is from RefSeq and is a predicted model, not a curated record. Gene Ontology annotation, molecular function: ubiquitin protein ligase activity. The transcript has 8 exons. Gene Ontology annotation, biological process: positive regulation of ERAD pathway.